AUGGGCGCAUCUCCCAUCGACUCCAUGCACCAUUCCUUUGGCACAUUGCUGGACUACAACAAGGACACUUUUCCCUACAAGGAGUUUGUCCUCGGUGUUAUGUUCGCCGUCUUCCUUUGGGAAGAGUACUUGAGAUUUCGGUACUACAGGAAACUAUGCGCUACAGAGGUACCAAUCGCACUCCGUGAACACGUCUCGCAGGAAACAUUCGACAAGGCGCAAGCCUAUGGACGUGACAAGGCUCGGUUCGGCCUUGUCGAAACUGUUUUUAGCUUGGUCCAGAACGCCUUCUCGAUUGUGUAUGACUUCUUGCCCUGGCUCUGGAACGUCUCCGGAGAUGUCAUGUUCAGGCUGGCAGGCUACAGCGACGAAUACGAGAUCACUCAAUCCAUCAUCUUCUUUGUUCUGUUGACCGUCUUUUCGACCAUCGUCUCCCUGCCCUUCUCGCUGUACCAGACAUUUGUGAUCGAGGAGAGACAUGGGUUCAAUAAACAGACCCUGAAACUGUUCAUUAGCGACACUAUCAAGGGGCAUUUGAUUGGAGGUGUCAUUGGCAUGCCUUUCCUGGCAGGAUUCCUUAAGGUUAUCAAGCUCGGCGGCGAGAACUUUUAUCUCUACGUCUGGCUCUUUAUGGUGGUAUUCCAGCUUAUCAUGGUAUCGAUCUUCCCCACCUUCAUUCAACCUCUCUUCAACAAGUUCGACCCUCUCCCUGAGGGAGAGCUCCGCACUAUGAUCGAGGCUUUGGCCAGCCGUAUCAGCUUCCCUCUGACCAAGCUCUUUGUCAUUGACGGAAGCAAGCGUUCCGGCCACUCGAACGCCUACUUUUACGGCUUCUUCAAGAACAAACGCAUUGUUUUGUACGACACUCUGCUGGAGCACUCGGACAACGACGAGGUCUGCGCCACCCUUGCUCACGAGCUUGGACAUUGGGCUUGCAAUCACACCAUUCAGAUGCUGGUCUUUGCUCAGGUUCAACUCUUUGCUGUCUUUUACCUCUUCUCGCAAUUCGUCAACAACAAGGCCAUGUACACCGCCUUCGGAUUCAUGGACUCGACCCCUACGCUGAUCGGAUUCCUGCUGUUCCAGUUCCUCUACUCCCCCGUCGAGAGCGUCCUUCAGUUUCUUGUCAAUAUGAACAGCCGUCGCAAUGAGUUCCAGGCCGACGCUUAUGCGCGCGACCUUGGCUAUGCGGCACCCUUGGCGUCAGGAUUGGUGAAGCUUCAGCUCAAGAACUUGGGAUCUAUGAACCCUGACUGGCUCCACUCCAUGUACUACAGGUCCCACCCUGACCUUGUCGAGCGCCUGGAUGCCAUCCUGACUCCUGCUCGUGGCUCCAAGGUCGAGAAGGUUGAAUAA
This is a messenger RNA of Linnemannia hyalina, 1356 nucleotides long. NCBI's taxonomy places the organism in Eukaryota, Fungi, Mortierellomycota, Mortierellomycetes, Mortierellales, Mortierellaceae. The record is from the annotation of a GenBank genome assembly.